Molecule: messenger RNA, 1866 nt
Organism: Lasiodiplodia theobromae
Lineage: Eukaryota; Fungi; Ascomycota; Dothideomycetes; Botryosphaeriales; Botryosphaeriaceae
Product: Class i alpha-mannosidase
Exons: 1
Coding region: 1-1866 (621 amino acids)
Biological process (GO): carbohydrate metabolic process; N-glycan processing
Cellular component (GO): Golgi membrane; endoplasmic reticulum
Molecular function (GO): mannosyl-oligosaccharide 1,2-alpha-mannosidase activity; calcium ion binding
Source: RefSeq, a predicted model, not a curated record
AUGUUCGCUAGGAGGAAGACCGUUUUCGUUUUCGUCGCCUUUGCUUUCCUUUUCUACUAUUUCCACGGCUCUUCGUCUCCUUAUCGCCUGCCCUAUGGAUCUUCUGGAAAAGCUUCGCCCGCGGUGAAACCCGCCUUCGACUGGGCUAAUGUCACCCACCGUUAUCCCGUCGCGACCAUGGCGUCGAUGCCAUCGUCGGUGGCGCACCCUCCACUGAUUCAGCACCAAUUCGAAAAGGAGGAUGCCUCGGACCGGAAAGUGCGUCUGGAGCGCCAGCAAAAGGUCAAGAAGGAAUUCCUCCACGCCUGGAACGGGUACCGGAAACAUGCCUGGAUGCAUGACGAGCUGCUCCCCAUUUCGGGCGGGGCGCGAGACCCGUUCGGCGGCUGGGCCGCCACCCUUGUAGACUCUCUGGAUACCCUGUGGAUCAUGAACCUGACCGACGAGUUCGACGAGGCCGUCCACGCCGUCAACCAGAUUGAUUUCAGCACGUGCUCACUGGAGGAGAUCAACGUGUUCGAAACCACCAUCCGCUACCUGGGCGGCCUGCUCGCCGCCUACGACCUCAGCGGCGGCCAGUACCCGUCGCUGCUGACGAAGGCCACGGAGCUGGGCCACAUGCUGUACAAGGCCUUCGACACGCCCAACCGCAUGCCCAUCACGCGCUGGAACAUGCGUGCCGCCAUGCAAGACGAGCCGCAGGAGGCCGCCACGGCCGUGCUGGUGGCCGAGAUCGGCUCUCUGACGAUGGAGUUCACGCGCCUCUCGCAGCUGACGGGCGACCUGCGCUGGUUCGACGCGGUGCAGCGCAUCACCGACGUCUUCGAGGCGCAGCAGAUGCACAGCAAGCUGCAAGGCCUGUUCCCGACCGUCGUCAACGCGCGCACCCAGGACUUCUGGAGCACCGACGCCGCGCCAUCCGCGCCCUUCACCAUCGGCGGCAUGGUCGACUCGCUGUACGAGUACUUCCCGAAACAACACCUGCUGCUGCACGGCGCGUCGCGCACGCAGUACCGCAAGCUCUGGCUGCGCGCGUCGAGCCCCAUCCGCGGCCACCUGCUGUACCGCCCCCUCACGCCGGGCAACAAGGACAUCCUGCUCGCAGGCGACGCCCACGUCUCGGGCGGCGACCCCCCCGCCUUCGCGCCGAAAUCCCUGCUGCUCGAGCCCAAGAACCAGCACCUAUCCUGCUUCGCCGGCGGCAUGUUCGCGCUGGCCGGCCGCGCGUUCGGCGUGAGCGACGACGUCGCGACGGGGAAGCGCCUCACCGAGGGGUGCCUGUGGGCGUACGAGGCGGGCGCGCCGCACGGCAUCAUGCCCGAGACCAUGUACACGCUGCCGUGUCCGCAGACGGGGCCCUUUUCCGGCGACGGCUGCGAGUGGGCUGAGGACUGGUGGUUCGACGCCGUCGAGGCGGCGCACAACAACGACGUCAACCGCCAAGCCGGCCAGGCGCCGCAGUUCGCUGAGGAUCUGAUCCAGCGGUUCCAUCUGCGCAAGGGCGUCGCGAAGGUCGCUGAUCCGAGGUAUAUACUCCGCCCUGAGGCUAUCGAGAGCGCCUUCGUCACGUACCGUAUUACUGGCGACGAGCGCUUGCCUGAGCGCGCGUGGCGCAUCUUCGAGAAGAUUAUUAAGAAUACGAAGACGCGCUACGGCCACGCGAGCUUGGAUGACUGCGUGUCUGAAGGGAGGACGAGGCAGGGUGACCGCAUGGAGAGCUUUUGGUUGGCGGAGACGCUGAAGUAUUUCUAUUUGAUGUUUGAGGAGCCCGGCGUGUUGAGUUUGGAUGAGUGGGUUUUCAACACCGAGGCGCAUCCGUUCAGGUGGGCGAAGGGCGGUGCGGGUGGGGUUACUACGGGGCCUUGA